Molecule: messenger RNA, 1174 nt
Organism: Erythranthe guttata (spotted monkey flower)
Lineage: Eukaryota; Viridiplantae; Streptophyta; Magnoliopsida; Lamiales; Phrymaceae
Biological process (GO): tRNA transcription by RNA polymerase III
Cellular component (GO): RNA polymerase III complex
Molecular function (GO): DNA binding
Source: RefSeq, a predicted model, not a curated record
ACGGCGGAAAACUUUUCCCAUCUAGGGUUCGAGUUCCAGUCUUCUCUUUUCGCACUUUCUUUUUUUUUUUUCCCAGAAAAUGGAUCCAGAUCCGCCUAAAGCAGCUCCAAGGAAGGUGAGAUUUGCUCCAAAAGAACCCCGUCGGAGAACACCCAAACCCAGUUCCUUUAAAAUUGAACCAGCACCCGAGGUUGAUGAUACCGACGAUUUAGAAGCUCAAGAAUUUCUCACUCGCAAAGUCAAAGAGCAUCUAGCAAGACGAGGAAGACCGAAAUCCGAGAAUAAAGGUCGGGUACAAGUUGCGUUUUCGAAUGAUGUCGGAUCGAGUUCCAUAAGGACAUUUGGCAGACAAAAGGAAAGCUCCGAUGUGGGACAUGAUGCAGUCGACUCGAAAGAGCUUACCCCUAAUGGCGUUCAAAAUCUCGUCACUUCUAUGUCGAUUACCGGUUUGACUAACGGUGUGACCGUGACGAAGAAGAAGAAAAGGGAAUAUAAAGAGCCUUGGGAUUACGAAAAUAGUUACUAUCCUACUACACUACCUUUGCGUAGGCCGUACUCUGGAAAUCCAGAACUUCUUGAUAACUCGGAAUUUGAAGAUGCUGUGGAAUACGAUGAAGAUUCUCUGUCCUCUGCUUCGGGUCUUGGUUUGCUGGACGAAGAUGCUAAUACUCCAAAGAUGCUAUUUUUCCAGUUUCCGUCCAAUCUUCCAACAGGCAAACGUGCUGCUUCCAAGGGCAAAGAGAUAGCUGGCACAAAUUCAAGGAUUUUAGCUACUUCGAUAAAUCCACCGAAAGAAGGGUCUCGUUUAGAGGAGUUGCCCGAUGGAUACAUGGGCAAAAUGUUGGUGUACAAAAGCGGUGCUGUCAAGUUGAAGUUAGGAGGCGUUCUCUACGAUGUUUCUCCUGGUUCUGAUUGUAUGUUUUCUCAAAGUGUGGUGGCGGUGAAUACGACCGACGGAAGCUGUUGUGAGGUCGGGGAAGUGAACAAACGAGCUAUCGUCACCCCUGAUAUUGGUUCUCUUCUAGUAGAUAAUAACAAUAAUAAUGUAAUUGAUUUGGGGUAAGAUAAAUUCAUUUCUACACUACAAAACCUACUUAAGAUGCAAUUUUAUGGGGUAUUAGACAUUAUAUAUCAGAAGAAAAGUAGAGGUGCACAUGUUGCAGAUUUCUUUUUU